AUUUAAUAUAUAUAUAUAUAUAUUAAACACAAAUCACUCAUUAAAUUUACAGUGUAAUUGAUCCGUUUCCAGAAUUCUAACCAUCGGACGUGAUAAGACGUGUCCAUUAAUAAUAUAUUAAUUUAUUAACAUCAUCAGGUGUACAUUUAACCACAGGCGUUUCGUUGGUUCAUGUUACGUGUUAAAUGACUUUUAUGAGUGUCUAUAUAUGUUCUCAGUGAGUGUUUUACUUUUAAAACAAGUUUACAACUUCAUCUCUAUACAAAUUCUUGGAUAUCAAAUUAAGGUAAGAAUACAUGGUGCAAGUGGUAAAUUCUUAUCCUUGAUAUUUAUGUAAAUUUGGCAUGAAAUACUAGAAGGCCUUCGGGUCGAAUUAUAUGUUAAAUUCUUCGGGAUGGACCGUCAAGUUAAAAAAAAGAAGUUAAAUUCUACGGGAUAUGGGGAUUCUUAAGAAUUCCUUGAACUCUAAAUCUAAGAAAUGUUGGUAUGUUAUACUAUUUUUAUAUUUAUAUUAUGUGAAUAAGGAUGUGCACGUAUUCUUACUGAAUGUUUUAAAAAAUACUCACUCUUACAAUAUUUUCAGAUUGAGAACGGGUCGUAUGGACGCGUGGAAGAUUGACCGAGCGAUGCUUAUGGGGUCGUCUAGCAAAUUUUCUAGAAAAGGAUAAUUAUCAAAUUUAUAUAAAGAAUAUCUUUGUGUAAAUUUUUAUGCAUGAUAUUUAUUGUGUUAUUUAAUAAUUUGAAAUCAAGUAUUUUUGAUAUAGUUCCGCUUAAAUUAGAUAGAGAAAAGAUUUGGUAGCACCUCGAGCUCAUUUUUAUUUAAAAAUAACAAUAAUAAGGAAAAAGAGUUCGGGGCGUUACAGUGACACUCCAUUACAGGUAACAUCAUAUGCUAUUGCCAUCUGACUUGUUUCCUAUUUUGGUAUAUUCUCCCUGUUGAAGUUGCUGAUUUGGUUGUACUAUGUGGGCAUAUGUAGCAUCAUGUUUGGACCUCAUAUUUGUGGCUACUGCACAAAGAAAGUCCAUGCUAUUCUCACCUUCAAUGGGACAAACCACUUGAUCAAGAGGGGAGCCCCAUGUGAGACAGAUCGACUGACUCAUGUCUGUAUAUUUGUCCUCUGGCCUGAUGCUUCUUACAGCAUCCUCGUUGACAGUGUGGAGAAGCAGUCGGGUAGCUUAUACUCUGGGAUAUUCUCCCACCAAAGAAGAUCAAGGAUCCAGAGGCCAAGAAGCCCAAAGAUUGGGAUGACAAGGAGUACAUUCCUGAACCUGAAGAAGCCUAAGGAUUAUGAUGACAUCCCAAAGGAGUUGCCAGAUCCUGAUGCCAAGAAGCUGAGGACUGGGAUGAUGAGGAAGAUGGUGAAUGGACACCACCAACAAUUGCCAACCCCGAAUACAAGGAUCCAUGGAAGCCGAAGAAAAUUAAGAACCCCAACUACAAGGGCAAAUGGAAGGCUCCAAAAAUUGAUAAUCCAGUACUGUUUACUUCAAAGAUGAUCCAGAUCUCUAUGUUUUCCCAAUUUUGAAGUGUGUGGGCAUUGAGUUGUGGCAGAUGAAAUCUGGAACCCUUUUUGACAAUAUCUUGUUAUCCGAUGAUGCGGAGUAUGCCAAGAAGGUAGCUGAAGAGACAUGGGCAAACACAAAGACGUAUGUUGCCUUUAUACUUAAAAGAAGCCAUAAAGACGUAUGUUGCCUUUAUACUUAAAAGAAGCCAUAAAGACGUAUGUUGCCUUUAUACUUAAAAGAAGC
Molecule: messenger RNA, 1749 nt
Organism: Olea europaea var. sylvestris
Lineage: Eukaryota; Viridiplantae; Streptophyta; Magnoliopsida; Lamiales; Oleaceae
Product: calreticulin-1-like
Exons: 7
Coding region: 982-1497 (171 amino acids)
Biological process (GO): protein folding
Cellular component (GO): endoplasmic reticulum membrane; endoplasmic reticulum
Molecular function (GO): calcium ion binding
Source: RefSeq, a predicted model, not a curated record